Penicillium oxalicum is the source of this 2649-nucleotide messenger RNA. RefSeq names its product putative spindle pole body associated protein SnaD. Lineage: Eukaryota; Fungi; Ascomycota; Eurotiomycetes; Eurotiales; Aspergillaceae. The coding region runs from base 1 to 2649 and encodes 882 amino acids. The record is from RefSeq and is a predicted model, not a curated record. The transcript has a single exon.
AUGGCCAACUCGGGUUACACAUCGCCCUUCCCAACUUCGCAUGAUAUAAUCGGACAGUCGACGCUUGCGACCCCUCUGUUUAUGCCCUCCUCUCCUCCGCGACAAUCAAAUCGCUCAGCAAAUCAAGCGCCACAGUCCCCACGAUCACCGCAGUCGGCGCAUUCACCCCAAUCUCCUCGGUCUCCUCAGUCUCCCCAGUCCCCUCAGUCUCCUCGGUCUCCUCCAUGUCCACAGUCGCCGCGGUCGCCGCAAUCACCACCCCUCUCUCCACCACGUCCCGAGAGCCCGGUCUCUGAAAAAUUCGAUCCUCAUCAAGACGACGACGAUGAAGACCGCGUGACCGAUCGUGGAUCAGACCAUGAGGACCACCUGCAAGACUUGUCUCGCCCGUCGACUCCCGGAAGCCCAAGUGCGAUAGACCUGGAUGCGCGCCUCGCCAACUAUACUGUUGACUUCAGCGCAUUUCCCAGCAGCAAAUUUCUCCAUGACAGGGACGAGCCACUUCUUCCGGACCUGGAUGCGGACGAUGCGCAAGACAAGCUGUCGGAGGUCGGUGGCCCUGAAGACUUUACGGCAAACAUGGAGAGAUACCUGAUGGGUGAGGGCACUUCAAGCGCCCGGAGAAGUCAAUUCAGCGAUCCUGACGAUCUCCCGGAACCAAAAGCCCGAUAUAGUUCCGUCAAGGGUCGACAGGCGGCCGUCGACGACGACGCAGAUGCGGCGAGAUCAGCGAGUUUUGGGCCGCCGGUCGACAUGUCGACUCCCUCGCACCUUCUUCAUCGGACAAGUGCCCUCCCACGCGACUCCACCCAACUCGAAGAUAUUGAAGAGGAUCCGCAGGACGAAGUCUCGGCGAUGGCGUCCCCUUCAGAACGCAAAGUGUCAAUGUCCUCGGAUCAUUCCACAGGGCAUCUGGAGGAACGUCUGCAGCAACGCAUUGCUGAGCUCGAAGAGGAGAUUGAGAAUCGAGACGACCAAAUUUACAAAAACCGGACGCGCGUCAUGGAAGCUGCCUCGGCUGUAGAGAAAACGCGGCAUCUACAAGCUGAGUUGCAGCUUAAGAAUGAGCAGUUGGCCGCGCUCACCGCAAGAGUCGAGAAUGAGGCGAAGCUCCAGGCGCGGAUCGAGGCGCUUGAGCAAGAAAAGAAUCAGCGCGAGCAACUCCUGCAACAGUCCACCACACGUCAAGCCGAGUUUGGUGCCGUCGAGCAGCAGCUCCGAGAGAUGCAAAAACAAUUCGAAGAUAAGGAUUCCCAGUCGGCACUCGAUGCUGAGCGAUUGGAGACGAUCUCGCAUUUGCGGCAGCAAUUACAGUUGACCCAAGAACAAUUGAAGAAACGAGACGAGACCUUGGACGAAACGAUGAACAAGCUGAAGGAAGUGACCCGGGCAAAAGAGGUGCAGCUUCACGAGAAAAACGCCGAGAUUGACAGGCUCAAGGGCGAAAUUGACGAACAGGCCUUGGAGAAUGAAAGGCUAGAACAUGAGCUUGAGCGCGCCAACAAAGACUAUGAAACUCUGGAGGAUCGCUUGACUGCCUUGGAAGUCAAGAGCGCUCCGCUUGAGGAGAGGAACCACUCCCUCGAGGCAGAUCUGACGCGGGCACAGUCGCAGGUGGAGGCACAAGAAAGCGCUUUGAAAGCCGUGGCAGCAGACUUGCCCAUAGGCAGUCGCAAUACAUACAGUGAAAUUCUCGACUUGAUCAAAGAUCUGGGUGGCGAGGACCCGCCACCAAGGAGGGUCAGCUCGCCCAAGGGCAAGAUUCCCGAAGACGUCGGUGUCGACGUGCAGGAAUUACGCGAUGAAAUUUCACGACUUCAGCAAGAGCUGCAGAAUGCUAGUGUUUCCCAAGAAUCCGCUGAGACUGAGACCGGCCGUGUGAAGGAGCAACUUGCCGAGACACAGGCUCUGGUCAAGACAAUCGAGAAUGAGAAUAUGCGUCUGAGCAGUCGAGUUGAGGAGCUGGUCUCUAAUCUCAACAAAACUCGGCAUGAGUUGACGCGUACGCAGGAGGAGCACGCCGAAGCCCUCGAGAGUGUCGCGCGUCUCCAGGAGGCAGCACUUGACCAACCGACCAGCCCACCGGCAUCUCCCAAGACUCAAGAAUCAGGACCAUCUGAAGCGCAAACCGCCGCACGGAUAGCGGAGCUGGAGGCCGCUCAUCAGGCUCAAGUCCGAAGCUUGCAAACCGUGCAUUCCACUGCCGUCUCCACCCUGCGGUCCUCUCACGCUGAAUCCAUGCGUAAGAUUCGCAGCCUCCUUUCCUCAGCCGAACGCCGUGAAGCUGAGCUGCGCACGGAACUCACCACGAUUCGCACGUCUUGGGGAUCUCAGGAAACCCAAUUGCGCAAGAGCUUCAAGUCUGAAAUCCGUCGCCUGGAAGCCGUCAUUGCCGCCAAAGAAGAGACCUCCGUGGCUAUCGACGAGCGCAUCGCAUUGUCGGUGGACAAGCGGGAGCGCGAGUGGGAGCGCCGCGUGGACUUGUUGCUCAAAGAGCGGGAUCGCAUGGCUAAAGUGCUCAUGAUGUAUUGGGGUGAGAAGGACUUGGGCAAAGGCCCUGGUCCCUUGGCCGGUUCCAAGGGACAUCGUCGGCGAGAUGGCGAUGGGGUCGAUGCCAAGCAGGGGCAGGCAUACAAGUACCUACACUAG